AUGGCUUCUUUGGGCACUGAAAGAGCCUCAUCAUCUUCUUCUUUCACACCUUGUUGGACAUAUGAUGUAUUCCUCAGUUUUAGAGGUGAGGAUACACGCAAUGGUUUUGCAGACCAUUUAUAUUUUGCUUUGAAACAAAAAGGCAUUUUUACCUUUAGAGAUGAUGAAAAACUUGAAAGAGGAAAAUCAAUUUCACCAAAGCUCUUGAAAGCAAUUGAAGAAUCGAGAUUUGCUAUUGUCAUUCUCUCAAGAAACUAUGCAUCUUCAAUAUGGUGCCUAGAUGAACUUGCAAAGAUCAUUAAAUGCAUGAAAGAGACUGGAAUGACAAUUCUACCUAUUUUUUAUAAAGUGGAUCCAUCAGAUGUACAAAAGCAGACAGGAACUUUUGCAGAAGCUUUUGUUAAACACAAAAAGGAGAACAAAAAGAAGGUGCAGAAAUGGAGAGCUACUUUGAGAGAAGUGGCCAAUUUCUCAGGGUGGCAUUUGCAGGAUGGGUAA
Molecule: messenger RNA, 498 nt
Organism: Quercus lobata
Lineage: Eukaryota; Viridiplantae; Streptophyta; Magnoliopsida; Fagales; Fagaceae
Product: toll/interleukin-1 receptor-like protein
Exons: 1
Coding region: 1-498 (165 amino acids)
Biological process (GO): signal transduction
Source: RefSeq, a predicted model, not a curated record